Messenger RNA from Kwoniella botswanensis, 1158 nucleotides. RefSeq lists its product as uncharacterized. Bases 1 to 1158 code for a protein of 385 amino acids. The transcript has 6 exons. Gene Ontology annotation, molecular function: asparaginase activity. NCBI's taxonomy places the organism in Eukaryota, Fungi, Basidiomycota, Tremellomycetes, Tremellales, Cryptococcaceae. The record is from RefSeq and is a predicted model, not a curated record.
AUGUUGAAGAACUUCUUGGCCAUCGGUGCUCUUUGUGCAUCAGUUAUUUCCGCUUCGCCCGUCACGGUGAAAAGGGAUGAUUUCGGGUUGGAAUGGAUCUCUAAAGAUUCUUCUUUACCCAAGGUUGUCCUCUACAACACUGGUGGUACAAUCGUCUCCACGUCCAACUACUCAACGAUCGACAACGUAAAUUACGGUUCUGGACCUCGUGUGUUGCCCGAAUACCUGAUCGGCAACUACAGUGUCAUUUUGGAGAAAGCUCAAAUCGCCAUUGUCGACAUGUCUAAAGCUGGUGGUUCAUCCAACUUGAACUCGACCUUGUACUUCAACGUCUCGAGAGCUGCCAACGAGCACUUGUGUUCUGAGGGAAGUGAUAUCGAUGGAGCUGUCAUGUUCCACGGUACUAACACUGAAGAAGAUACUUAUUUCGGUGUCGACCUCACCCUAAACUGUUCCAAGCCAUUCGUAGCUACCGGAGCUAUGCGACCCGAAUCAUACAUUUCCAACGACGGUCCAUCCAAUUUCUACCAAGCCGUCGCGGUCGCUGCUGAUCCCAAGGCAAGAGAUAGAGGAGCUCUCGUGGUGUUCAAUGAUAGGAUCUCGUCUGCCUUUUACACUAUCAAGACCAACGGUAACACCCCCGAUACGUUCAAGGCUCUGGAACAAGGUAAUCUAGGUGCGAUGUUGGGCGGUCAACCAUAUUGGUUCUUCACUCCUUCAUACCCUGUUGCCAGGUAUCACUUUGAUAUUUCCAGUAUGGACAGUGGAGAGGAUUUACCACAUGUAGUCGUAUUGUUCGGUUCUCAGGGCUUCGAUACUUCUCUCAUGUAUGCUGCAGUAGCCAACGGGGCCAAGGGAAUCGUCAUCAUGGGUGCAGGCGCAGGUCAACUAUCAACAGCAGCAGCUACCGUCGCAGGUGAAUUGAAAGCUCAAGGUGUCCCAGUCGUCGCUUCCCUUCGACCAGUUACCGGUGCUUCCCCACCUAAGCCAUACGAACAAAACUACAUCUCAUCAGGAUACAUGCAAGCUGGUAAAGCCCGAAUCCAACUUCAACUGUGUCUCGCCACCGGUAUGGGCUGGGAAGGGUGUAGGAAUGUCUUUGAGAAAGAUAUGAGAGAGGUUAUCUAUAACGAGUCUACCGAGUACUACUUCUCAUAA